Molecule: messenger RNA, 2749 nt
Organism: Gamsiella multidivaricata
Lineage: Eukaryota; Fungi; Mortierellomycota; Mortierellomycetes; Mortierellales; Mortierellaceae
Product: Hsp90 protein-domain-containing protein
Exons: 3
Coding region: 165-2666 (833 amino acids)
Biological process (GO): protein folding
Molecular function (GO): ATP-dependent protein folding chaperone; ATP hydrolysis activity; ATP binding
Source: RefSeq, a predicted model, not a curated record
UCACCACUCCACUCCUCAUCCCUUCAUCUCCUCAUUCCUCACCAUCGUCUUUUUCAACCCUACCUCUACCUCCUGUACUUUUUUCUUUUUGCUAUUUCACUUGUCAUUUUUAUCUGUAAACCACCUCCUUUGUUUCUAAAUAAUAACUCACACCCCGUCCAGCCAUGAAAAAGUCCUUCCUCCUGCUCAGCAUCCUCGCCGCCAUCUCGGUCGUCGCAGCCGAGGCUCCCGGUGCCCAAGCCGCCUUUAACCAGCCCGGCGAGAAGGUCGCCAUCCCCGAUAGCUUUGCCUUCGAUGGCAAUGCCUCAGAACAGCCUGUGAUCCAGGGCGAGAAGUACCAGUUCCAGACGGAGGUAUCACGUCUGAUGAACAUUGUCAUCAACUCGCUCUACAAGACCCCCGAGAUCUUCUUGCGCGAGUUGAUUUCAAACGGAUCGGAUGCCCUGGACAAGAUCCGCUUCCAGUCCUUGACGGAUUCAUCCGCACUCGAGACAAACCCCAACCUGAAUGUCACCAUCGCCAUCAACAAGGAUCAGCGCGUCGUCACUAUCACAGAUACUGGUAUUGGUAUGACUAAGGAGGAUCUCCAGAAGAACUUGGGAACUAUCGCGAAGUCCGGCACAUCCGAAUUCUUGGAGACCAUGUCUGGGGACAAGGCCGAUAUGGACCUGAUUGGAAAGUUCGGUGUCGGUUUCUACUCUGUCUUCUUGGUCGCUGACAAGGUCCGCGUCACCAGCAAGAACAACAAUGACGACCAAUACAUCUGGGAGUCGACCGCCGUCAACGACUUCACGAUCGCCAAAGACCCUGCCGGCAAUACCCUCGGCCGUGGUACUCAGAUCGCCAUCCACCUCAAGGAGGAUCAAGAUCAGUACCUUAAGGACGACCGCAUCCAAGAGCUCGUCUCAAAGUACUCUGAAUUCAUCAACUUCCCCAUCUAUCUCCGCCGCACCAAGACCAAGACUGUCGAGCCUGCACCCGUCGCCGACAAGAAGACUGACGACUCUGAGGACGAUGAGGUCGUGGUCGAAGAGGCUAAGGAGGAGACCAAGGAGAAGCCCGCACCUGUCACUAUCUCGUACGAGGAAGACGAUCUCAUGAACUCGAACAAGCCCAUCUGGAUCCGCGACCCUAAGACCGUCACCGAGGCCGAGUACCAGGCCUUCUACCCCGUCUUGACACGUGAGCCUGAUGCCAAGGCCAUGGCAUACUCCCAUUUCAAGGCUGAGGGCGAUGUCGACUUCAGGGCUAUCAUCUAUAUUCCUAACAAGGCGCCUAAGGAUCUCUUCCAGCGUGUCGACCAGGUCCAGUCGAACGUCAAACUCUAUGUCAAGCGCGUCUUUAUCACAGAUGAGAGCCAGGAUUUCUUGCCCCGCUGGCUCUCGUUCCUGAAGGUCGUCGUCGAUGCUGAGGAUGCACCCCUGAAUGUGUCGCGUGAGACCGUCCAAUCGAACAAGAGUAUCAAGUCGAUCAGCAAGCACUUGCUCAAGAAGAUGUUUGAUCUGCUCAAGCAGCUGUCCCAGGACGAGGAAAAGUACGCUGCCUUCAUCAAGGAGUUCGGCACCAGCCUCAAAUUGGGCGCUUUGGAGGACAAGUCGAAUGUGAAGAAGAUCUCGCGUCUCUUGCGCUACAAGUCCUCGGAUUCGGACAAGUACACGUCGCUCGAGAAUUAUGUCGCGCGCAUGAAGAAGGGUCAGAGAGAUAUCUUUUACUUUACGGGAUCGAACGUUGACGAGAUCAAGCAGUCGCCUUUUGUGGAGUCCCUCCUGGCGCGUGGAUUCGAGGUCCUGUACAUGGAUGAUCCCAUCGACGAGAUCGUCCUCUCUCACCUCAGCAACUUUGAGGGCAAGGCCUUCCAGAACGUCGCCAAGUCCGACCUGAAGUUGGGCGAUGAGGACGAGUUGGCGACCGAGAAGGAGCUUGAGGAGAAGUUCUUGCCCCUGUUGGAUUGGAUGCACGCCUCCCUUAUUAACGACGUUGAGAAGGUCCGUGUCUCCAAGCGUCUAACCACCUCACCCGCGGCCUUGGUCGCCAACGACUAUGGUUGGACUGCCAAUAUGGAGCGUCUGAUGGAAGGUCAAGCGAAGCAGAACAAAGACCAGACGAUGCACCAGUUCAUCAAGAACCAGAAGAAGAUCCUUGAGAUCAACCCUGGCCACCCCCUGAUUCUCGGUAUGCUCGAGCGUGCCAGCAAGGAUCCCAAGGCCUUUGAGGACGAUAAGCACUUCCAGGAGAUGACCAAGGUCCUGUACGAUAUCACACUCGUCCGCAGUGGUUACAGCUUGAAGGAGGGCGUCAAGUCCUUUGCCGCGCGUGUUGAAAACAUGUUGCGUCAGAACUUGGAUGUCGAUACCUCCGCUGAGGCCACUUUCGAGGCUCCCUUGGCCGAACCCCGCGAUCAGGAGGAAGUCCAGGCCGAGAUUGAGAAGCGUGAGGACAUCUUGGAGGCCGACGAGAUCAAGCCUGGUCAUAUGACGGCAGAGGAGCUGAACAAGAUGUUGAAGGAAUUCACAGAUAGCACGAAUCCGGCCUCGGCUGGCAGCGGUGAGGCAAAGAGGGUCGCUGUCAAUGUCGAGGAUAUUGUCGCCAAGGCCGAGGAAGAGCUGGACUCUGAAGACGCCGGCGAGACCAAGGGAACCAAGGAGACUACCCAUGACGAACUGUAAAAGGACCGCCUUGAGCCACCCAAUUCACACCGGAAAAGAUAAUAUUAAAAACUAUAAUAAUAAAAAAUUACAGUAUCAAUGCA